AUGGCGGCGCCAGGCACGGACGGGAAAACCCCGUACGUGGCGAAAAACACGUUCACCAUCCCGCGAGACGAAAGCGGUGUGAAACUGGAGGAAAUUAAGCGACGUUUUUUGGACGAGAUGCGUUUUCGCGAGGAGAAGAUGAAAACGAUGCCCGAUUACGUCUCGUCGCAGUUGACGGAAAUUGGGGCGAACGCGUACGAGUUUUCGCAAGAGUGGAAAACGAAAGAAGGGUUCGAGAGGUGGAUGAACACGCCGGAGAGAAGACGAUCGCACUUUCCAAUCGGGGUGUAUCAGUAUUUGCCGAAGGAUAAGUGGUCGGUGCCGGAGAAUUUUGCGCCGGUGAUUAAGGUGAAGGACCCGCCGAAACCGCCGAAGUAG
Molecule: messenger RNA, 378 nt
Organism: Bathycoccus prasinos
Lineage: Eukaryota; Viridiplantae; Chlorophyta; Mamiellophyceae; Mamiellales; Bathycoccaceae
Exons: 1
Coding region: 1-378 (125 amino acids)
Source: RefSeq, a predicted model, not a curated record